AUGCCUCCACCGCACAAAGGCUGGCGGCAGAGUUUCAGCAUACUCAGAGACAUGUACAAAGGCGUUCCCGAACCGCCGGCCCUGUCGUCCAGUGCGGCGGCACUCCUCUCGGCCGCAUAUGUCUUCAUCUACGUAAUACCAUUCUACCUCUCGCCCGCCACGCGUCCGUCUCCCACUCUGACGCGCGACGCGCCGUCGUCGAUACGCGCCAGAGUACGGGCCGUGACCUUGUCUACCAUCCUGUGCUCUAUCCUCACCGUACUUGUACUCUACCAGCAUGAGACAUCAGCUUCGGACAUGGCCCAUUUACUUGGUCUGUGGCCUGUUUCGCCAUUGGACAUGAUUCGUACCAUGCUCCUGGUCACUAUACUCUUUGCCGGCCCUAUUUUUGAGCACGGUGUAGUAGACGGCGCCUGGAGGGACUGGGGACCCGUGAGUGAAGAGUUCGUCUGGCGCUCCUUCAUCAUCCCACUCCACGUGCUUGCUCGCUUCUCCGGCAAACAGAUCGUCUUCCUGACUCCACUUUACUUUGGCAUUGCGCAUGUCCACCACCUCUACGAGUUCCGCAUUACCCACUCUGAAGUUCCCUUGUUCGUAGCCGUGCUCCGCUCACUCUUCCAAUUCACCUACACGUCACUAUUUGGCUUCUUUGCCGCCUUUGUCUUUAUCAGGACGGGAAAUGUCUACACCUGCAUCCUAGCGCACGCUUUCUGCAACUGGAUGGGACUUCCGCGCUUCUACGGCCGUGUUGGCGUUGAAGCCGGUAUCCCCAUCGGCCCGCCAGACGUUGACAAAAAGGACGACGAGCAAAAGAUCGCUCCGGCAUAUCAAGGCAAGGGCAUUGGGUGGACCGCGGCUUACUACAUCGUUCUAGUAGCGGGAGCAGUGGGCUUCUACUACCAACUGUUCCCAUUGACCGAGAGCAGUCACGCUCUUCCUGUUGAAACGGGAGUGACGCCAUAUUAUGGCAUGCACUAA
This is a messenger RNA of Pyrenophora tritici-repentis Pt-1C-BFP, 978 nucleotides long. The record is from RefSeq and is a predicted model, not a curated record. Lineage: Eukaryota; Fungi; Ascomycota; Dothideomycetes; Pleosporales; Pleosporaceae.